This is a messenger RNA of Talpa occidentalis (Iberian mole), 2463 nucleotides long. It is a transcript of the gene SIAH1, whose product is annotated as siah E3 ubiquitin protein ligase 1. Gene Ontology annotation, molecular function: ubiquitin conjugating enzyme binding; zinc ion binding; ubiquitin protein ligase activity. NCBI's taxonomy places the organism in Eukaryota, Metazoa, Chordata, Mammalia, Eulipotyphla, Talpidae. Gene Ontology annotation, biological process: multicellular organism development; proteasome-mediated ubiquitin-dependent protein catabolic process. Gene Ontology annotation, cellular component: cytoplasm. The record is from RefSeq and is a predicted model, not a curated record. The transcript is spliced from 2 exons. Bases 394 to 1380 code for a protein of 328 amino acids.
UCCCAGCUCGCCUCCUGCCUCUGCCCCUGGCUCUGUGGACUGGAGCCCACCCUAGCUCCAGAGCCAGCUCCCAGGAAGCGCCCCUUUCUCCAGUGGCCGCGUACUGUCGUGGGGAAGUGCUUGGGACCAGUGACUCUGGGAAGACAAACUUCCGAGACAGACGAAGUUUUAAAAGAACCCAUACAGGCUCCCACUUUUGGAGAGGCAGGCGAAUUUGAGCUGGCGGGAAGGUGUGGUAGGUGGGUCGACUUUCCUUGGGACUGGAGAGAUUUCAUCUAGACCCCCUCCAGUGGCCGGUGCUGCUGAGUGAAUGGAGGACACUUCCUUUCCCGAUCACUUGGCCCCCGGCAUGCUUACAAGCCAAGGGCAUCCGGGAGGGGCCUCCGUUCCGAAAUGCCUGUGCAUCUUGGGGAAAGAGGAUGCAUUGCCCGACUUCCCAUGAUUGGGAGGUCUCCCAUACCUUCUCUGUACUCCUGGAGGGGCGCCUUGCACACGUGUUUACCAGCUGCUGGGACAAGGAAGAGAAAAGAAAUGAGCCGUCAGACUGCAACAGCACUACCUACUGGAACCUCAAAGUGUACACCAUCCCAGAGAGUGCCUGCUCUGACUGGCACAACAGCAUCCAACAAUGACUUGGCGAGUCUUUUUGAGUGUCCGGUCUGCUUUGACUAUGUGUUACCACCCAUUCUGCAGUGUCAGAGCGGCCAUCUUGUUUGUAGCAACUGUCGCCCAAAGCUCACAUGUUGUCCGACCUGCCGGGGCCCGUUGGGAUCCAUUCGCAACUUGGCUAUGGAGAAAGUGGCCAAUUCAGUACUUUUCCCUUGUAAAUAUGCCUCUUCUGGUUGUGAAAUCACCCUGCCACACACAGAGAAAGCAGACCAUGAGGAGCUCUGUGAGUUUCGGCCUUACUCCUGCCCGUGCCCGGGCGCUUCCUGUAAAUGGCAGGGCUCUUUGGACGCCGUCAUGCCCCACCUGAUGCAUCAGCACAAGUCCAUUACCACCCUGCAGGGGGAGGAUAUCGUUUUCCUUGCUACGGACAUUAAUCUUCCUGGUGCUGUGGACUGGGUGAUGAUGCAGUCCUGUUUUGGCUUUCACUUCAUGUUAGUUUUGGAGAAACAGGAAAAAUAUGAUGGUCACCAGCAGUUCUUUGCAAUUGUACAGCUGAUAGGAACACGCAAGCAAGCUGAAAAUUUUGCUUAUCGACUUGAGCUAAAUGGUCAUAGACGGCGAUUGACUUGGGAAGCGACGCCUCGAUCUAUUCAUGAGGGAAUUGCAACAGCCAUUAUGAAUAGUGACUGCCUAGUUUUUGACACCAGCAUUGCACAGCUUUUUGCAGAAAAUGGCAAUUUAGGCAUCAAUGUAACUAUUUCCAUGUGUUGAAAUGGCAAUCAAACAUUUUCUGGCCAGUGUUUAAACCGUUGCAUUUUAUUUCACAGAGAACAAGGCAUCCAUCCGCCUGCCAACCUGAAACUUUUGGUAGGUGGAAGCUAGACACGUGAAGGUAAAUAAAAGGAAAGGCUCUUAAAUACAGGAAGCACUUGCAUGUAGUUAACACUAAUAUAUUUAAAAAUAAGUCAACAGUAAACCACUGAAAAAAAAUAUAUAUAUAUAUACCCAAGGUGGGCAUCUUUUGUAUUAAGAAAGGAGGCAUUGUAAAAUAAUUCUGAAUUUGUGUUUGUUGUAGAUUGAGUGUACUGUUGAAAUACUGGGCUUUUGUUUUUUUGCGAGUGUGUGUGCGUGCGAGCGUGCGUGCAACUUGUGUGUGUGGUUUUUUUCCCCCCCUUUAACUGACAAGCCAUGUUGCGUGGUCUCGGGCCACUGCUUUUCCCUUUGUGAGUCAAUACAUAGUGCUGCUGUGUGUAUUAUUUUGUGUGUGUGUUUGCUAAUUUUUAUUAAUUCUAGUUUUUCAUUAAAUAAAUUGACUUUCUUUUCUGUAAUUCAGACUUUUCUUCACAUUUUUUGUACCUUUUUAAAGUUAGUGUCCUUUUUUGAUAUGCAUAAUUGUUUAUGGUGAAGUUUAUACAUUUGUGUUCAAUACAUAUUUUCUUUCCCUCCAUUAAUCAAUUCAUUAGAAAUAUUUUAAAUUCAGCCAUUUUGUUGAAGGGUUCCACAGAAGAAAGGUGUAACAUCAGAAUUAUCAGAUAAAAUAUUUAAAGCAGCUAUUAGGUGUUUCUCUUUUUUUCUCCAGUUGAGUCAUACCUUUGCGCUUACUCUUUGAAAGGUUAGGGAAUACUGAUUUUUUUUUUUUAAUACUGAAAAAAAUCAGGCUUCCCCUCCUCCCCCAAAUUUCUUGGAAAAAUCUGAAAUUUGUUAUUGUAUUUAUUGGUUUUGCAAAAGAAGGCAUCGUCUUACACAGUAUUUGUAAUUAAAAGCAAAUCAUUUGUUUAAAAAGGCAGAUUGCAAAAAAAAAAUGUUUUUGGGCUUUUAUAAUUCUCAUUAAAAGAAUAUCUGGCAAAUUAAAAA